This is a messenger RNA of Nannizzia gypsea CBS 118893, 870 nucleotides long. RefSeq lists its product as hypothetical. The record is from RefSeq and is a predicted model, not a curated record. The transcript is spliced from 3 exons. NCBI's taxonomy places the organism in Eukaryota, Fungi, Ascomycota, Eurotiomycetes, Onygenales, Arthrodermataceae. The coding region runs from base 1 to 870 and encodes 289 amino acids.
AUGCACUUCUUCUCUAAGUCGGCUGUCGCCCUGACCGUGGCUCUCGCAGCCUUCUCUGAAGCUGCUUCCCAUGGACGCCACAGAUAUCGCCAUUUCAAUCGCCAGGUCGGCUCCAGUGUCACCGUGCCUCUCAGCACUGGCUAUCCUGCCCCAACCAGCACUGUUGGAGCGCCUCCUGCUCAGAAGCCAGUCGUAACCUCGUCCGUCCCAAUGGGCACAGGAACAAACCCUAAGCCCACUGAGUAUCCAAGUGUUACUGUGAUUACCUCUACUGUGACAUAUACCUUGGGACCCAGCAACAGUGUCACCACAUACACUUUCACGACCACGGCUCCUCUAGCUAUUGAGACGCGCACCGUUAAUCCUACUCCUGUUGGGGAUAACGAGCCCACCACCAAAACCACCACCGUCUCUAGCACAUCUACAUCCACUUAUUGGAUCACCGUUACCGAAGCUUGCACCACUAGCACUCCCCAGGGUGGCCCCGGCGGCGCCCCUACCAACGCUCCAGGUGGCCCAGUUGGUGGUCCCGAGACCGCUCCUACCAACCCUCCUCAGGCCCCAACUGGCAUUCCAGGCGGUGAAAACACCUGUCCCUCUGCUGCCACCGUCACUGUCACUCAGGCCACUGCCACCGUCACCCAAACAGUCACUGUCAGCCCCGAGGGCUCCCAGCCAACCCAGGAAGGUGGAAACAAUGGCACUCCAGUUGUGAAGGCUCCUGAGCAAGUCACUCCUCCAUUCCCUACUACAACGACCGGCCAUCCUAGCCACCCUAGCCACCCUCCCCAUCCCAGCCAUCCCAGCCAGGGUAUGCCCCACGGUACCGGCGCUCCAGCCUACCACUACCCAAGCGGGGUUGCUUUCUAA